UCAGCGGCUUGUAUUCGGAGUUUAGACGUGCAUCAUGGAUUGCCAAAACACUUUGUUUCCUUUGUUUCCUUUGUUGCCUCCCUACCGCGUGGACCAGAAGAAGAGGUGUGUGUACAGUUACUGUCAGUGUGUGCAGAGAUGGGGAGGACACGUAGAAAGAAAAAGCAGACUGUAGGAGCCACGCCCCCUUCUGAUGGUGCCCCACCUCCUAAGACCUUCAUUAUGGAGAGGGGAAGAGUUGGAAAUUCUCUCAAUCAACUUAUUCUUAAUCUCAGACAAGCUAUGGAACCCAACACUGCCACCAAGCUCAAGGUGAGGCAAAGAAAUGUACUCAAGGACUUUGUGACAGUGGCUGGACCACUUGGUGUCACACAUUUUAUGAUAAUAUCUCGAUCAGAUGAUUUCAUCAACUUACGAGUGUGUCGUAUUCCACACGGUCCAACACUUACCUUCCAUAUUAAAGCAUUUUCCCUCUGCAAGGAUGUUGUCAACAGUCAGAAAGAUCCAGUUUCAACUCAACUUAUUUACAUGACCCCUCCACUGCUGGUACAGAAUGGCUUCUCCUCUGAUGAUAAACCAUCUCAACUUAUCUCAACAGUGUUUCAGAAUCUCUUCCCUUCGUUGAGUGUGGGCUCUGUUAGAUUAGGAGACAUCAGACGUUGUCUAUUACUACAAUAUCACCCUGACAACAAGAGCCUCGAGCUAAGACACUAUGCUAUUCGUGUAAAGCCUCGUGGUCUCAGUCGUGGAGUAAGAAAACUGGUCAAAUCUCGAGUACCUGAUCUAAGCAAGUAUCACGAUAUCAGUGAAUAUGUACUGGGUGAUGGAGCAUCAGAUAGUGAGGGUGAAGAGGUGGGCGGUGGUGAUGUGACCCUCCCCCAGGACCUACCAGGACGUGGUAACAUCAGGACACAGCAAAGUGCAGUCAGACUAUCCGAGCUUGGUCCACGUCUGACACUGCAGCUGGUGAAAAUAGAGUCUGGACUGUGUGGAGGAGAAGUACUGUAUCACUCAUUCAUGCGCAAGUCCCAGUCCGCUGUACUUAGUCUACGUCAUGAGAAGGAAGACGCACGAAGACUCAAGGCCAUUAGGAAACAAGAGCAAGAACACAAUGUGGCCAGAAAGAAAGAGGAGAGAGCACAGCACAAAGAGAGGUGUCUAGCUGGCAUGAGCAAGGAGACAGGGGGCCCAUCUGUGGGGGGUGGGAGUGAUGAGGAUGAUGACGUAGAGUGGUACAGACAGGAAGUGGGGGAGGAACCAGACCCUGACACGUUUAUAACCAGUGAUGGAACUGGGAAAGGAAUUGCCUCCAAAUUGAAGCGAAGGAUGGGCAAGCGGCAGAAGACAGGCUCUCCCUCACCCAAACCAAAGAGAUCCAAAUAUCCCUCUCAAGAGUCUACCACAAGACAAGGAAAGAGACACACCAAGACUAGCAGUAGUCACAAGUCUGGUGGUGGGGUGGUCAGAUUUGCUGGCAAAACUAAAGGAACUGCUAAAACUGGUGGUAGAGUAUUUAGGAAGAAAUCAUCGGGACGUUUAUAGUGACUCUGUUAAUUUUGAUCUUUGCUGUAUCUGUAUUCUGAUUGGAUGAUUGUAAACUGCAGUCCCCUG
Halichondria panicea is the source of this 1611-nucleotide messenger RNA. Its product is annotated as suppressor of SWI4 1 homolog. Gene Ontology annotation, biological process: ribosomal large subunit assembly; rRNA processing. The transcript is spliced from 10 exons. Gene Ontology annotation, molecular function: rRNA binding. The coding region runs from base 139 to 1542 and encodes 467 amino acids. Gene Ontology annotation, cellular component: preribosome, large subunit precursor. The record is from RefSeq and is a predicted model, not a curated record. NCBI's taxonomy places the organism in Eukaryota, Metazoa, Porifera, Demospongiae, Suberitida, Halichondriidae.